AUGACCACCGCUUCCUUGGGACUGGAUCAUUCAUGUGUACUCAGAAAGUAUGAGCUACAAAUGAGACAACAGCCGGUCCAAGCUCGUAUGUGCGGUGUAGGAGAGAAAUCCGACCGUCGCCCUGUCGAUCCUACGCCAAUCAUCCAGCUCAAAGUCAUUGAUACUGACGCAGACCCAUUAAGACGUCCUGAUUCAGGCCCUCACGGCAUGACUUACAUGCAAAAUCCAUACUACUUUCUCUUUGCCUGUCUGGUCGGCGAUGAAGACAACGAGCUGCAUGUCAUCGACGAUGGCAAGACCCGCUUCCUCACUGGCACGCCCGUAUCCAGUCUGUAUCAUCUCAAGGAUCUCGACAACUCUGAUGCGGCCUUUUUCGUUUUUCCUGAUCUUGGCGUCAGGAAGGAAGGUCGGUACAGGCUCAAAUUGACCUUGUUUGAGAUCAUCGAGCAAGAAGUGUAUUACUGCACCACUACAUUCACAGACACAUUCUCCGUCUUUUCGGCCAAGAAAUUCCCGGGAAUGCAGCGUGCCACUGACCUGUCACGCUCGUUUGCAGAGCAGGGUCUCAAGAUUCGUGUUAGGAAAGACGUCAGGAAGCCUACAGUCAAGCCGAAGCGCAAAAGUACGGCUCAGGACUCCGAAUCGGAAAGCAUUCCGGAGACAAAACGAGCACGUCCUCAUCACUCUGCAGAACCACGAUCCUAUCAACCUGAAUACCCUUAUCCUCCCCAGCCGAGUUACUUCUACAACACCCACGGCGGGGCGCAACCCAUGCCCCCACCUCCCGUCCCAUAUGAUCCCUACCGCCAACAGCCAGCCGCUACCUACUCCUUUCGAGGUCAGCCUCAGCCUCAGCCUCAGCCCCAUCCUCAUCCUCAUCCUCAGCAUCCCCCUCCUCGUCACUCCGUAGCGCGCCAUUCGCUGCCUGCUGGCUAUCCUCGUGCCAUGCCACCAGGCGGAGGCAGUACCCAUGGGCCGCACGACUACCACGCAUGGCAGCAUCAAGAACGUUCCCGCGCUCAUGCGAGCGGUGCUCGACCCAUCACUCCAGAUAUGCACGGGCAGAGCCGAGACUACCGUCGACGCUCUCCUGCCUACUCCUCCCCACCACCGCCUCCCCCUGCUCAGCAGACCUCAUCAAGCUCUACGUCUGUCCGAUCUCCUCGCCGAUCCGGUCGACAGGACCCACUCCCAGGUUACAGAUCGACAGAUGGAGCGAAAUCGCCUCCAUCCUGGCGAAUGUCUCCGAAUCACCGUCAUUCUGCUCUUCCGCCCCUCAACAUUCCGCCUCAUACUCUGUCCAAUGGUCCGGAUGGCAGAGAUGUAAAUCCGGGCAUGAAUGGCAGUGACAGCACAGCGAGUCCCGUAUCUGGCGGUGUACGGCCCAACGGUGGCGGCAAGCCUGCCAAUCGGAUGGGACUAGGACAUCUGAUGGACUAG
This is a messenger RNA of Kockovaella imperatae, 1440 nucleotides long. Its product is annotated as velvet factor-domain-containing protein. The record is from RefSeq and is a predicted model, not a curated record. Lineage: Eukaryota; Fungi; Basidiomycota; Tremellomycetes; Tremellales; Cuniculitremaceae. Bases 1 to 1440 code for a protein of 479 amino acids. The transcript is spliced from 6 exons.